Molecule: messenger RNA, 1342 nt
Organism: Culex pipiens pallens (northern house mosquito)
Lineage: Eukaryota; Metazoa; Arthropoda; Insecta; Diptera; Culicidae
Exons: 3
Coding region: 36-1187 (383 amino acids)
Molecular function (GO): protein dimerization activity
Source: RefSeq, a predicted model, not a curated record
UUCUGUCUGAGGCACAGCAAGAUCAGUUAAAGCUGAUGGCAGAGGAGUUUGGGAAGUCAAAUCAGUUGGAAGAAGAGGAUUUGACCUUUGCUGGUUAUGGAGACGCUGAUGCCGAAGCAGAAGACAUCCAGUUCCAAGCCAAUUCAGGUCUGCAAAUCAUGCGGUGCGCUGCCCACACGGUCAAUUUGGCCAUCAAGGACGUCGUGAAACAAACGUCUUGCGAAGCGGAUUUGAAAAAAGUUCGUUUACUGGUGCGCAAGAGCAAGGGUAUUGUUUUCCGUCCGAUCUUCAAGAUGAAGUCGUUACCGGUUCCCGUUCUUGACUGUGAGACACGUUGGGGAACCACCGCCAUGAUGGUUGAGUCCGUGCUGCGUUUGGUGGACAUUGUGCCAGAACUACAGGCCGUUGAUCCUACUUUUGUUGUUGAUGAGGAGUUGAUCAAAUUCGCCGAACAGUUUUCAACGGCCUUCAAGCCAAUGGUCCAACUCCUCAAGAAACUCCAAUAUGCUGACCUGACUGUGGGAGAUAUGUUCAAGUACUACUGGAUCGAUGCUCGCAGUGAACUCAUCAAAAUCGGUGACGAUAAUAUUUUCGCAACCCAUCUGAUCAAGGCGCUAAAAGAGCGCAAAGUUCUUUUGUUCACCAAUAAGGCGUUCUUAGCGGGCCUCUUCAUGGAUCCCCGUUUUAACUUUGACAAGUCGCCCUACCUUGACAGAGAUCAAAAACAGGAAGCGAUUGACCACCUCGUGAGCACAUGGAGAAUCAUGGCAUUGCACAAAGCCCAGGCCAAGGACGACGAUUCAAAGGUGGCCGAUCCAUCAGAACUGUCGGAGGCAGAUCGCUUGAUUUUGCAAGACUGCAAUGAAAUGCUGGAACAGGAGCUGAAACCAGCUGUCCUUUCUGAAGGAAAAAUCAUUCAGAAGCUGCACGGUUUGUGCGCAAAGCCGAUUCAGCCGGCCGAGACUAACGUCUUAGAGUACUGGGCUCUCCAGGAAUUUGCAGAGCCCGAACUAUUUGAGCUGUCCGAGGUUGCAUUGAGUGCAACGCCCACAUCAGUCCCUGUCGAACGAGCAUUCUGCGGCCUGGUGCACGAGCUAACGGCUUUUCGUAACAAGCUUUUGGGAGAGAACGUAGACAACCUUAUGGUUAUUCGUCUGAACCAGGACUUGCUGGAGCUGGCCCUUUGAAGCAGUAAUCGCCCACUUCUUUCUAUGAACUGAGUUUUCUUAUAUUUGUAAAAAACGUGAAUUACAACAAGUUUCUAAGUUUAUUCGAAAUAUAUGAGACUAACAUGAUCCAAAUCAGGAUAACCCUCGGUGCUACCUCAUGGAAUUAACUGAAC